UUUUGCUACUCAGUAAUGUUCAGUAUCCCGGAGACAUUCAACUAUUACACAUCAACGACCACAAUGUUCAGGUUCGCGACUCUAGUAGUGCUUUUCGUUGUGGUGGGUGGCUUAAGUGCAGCGUUGCAAUCCCCAUGUCCUCGCAUAAUCACUUAUCAGCGAUCUGAGGAUUCGGGAGAUUGGUUCGGUUAUCUCACCAUUCCACAGCUUCGUGGUGUUAAAAUAGCCGAUAUUAAAGUUGUUCUAUUAACCUCAGCUAUUUUGGAACAAGAUGAAACUGGGCAUCUGUCUUUAUUUCGUUCCGAGGACAAAACCAUGCGCCGCAUCGAAUAUGGUGAUUCUGCUGAAUUUAAGCUGCAUUUUCCACGCCAGAAUCCCCAGCCAUACGUUAAACAUAUCGACGUCAAUGGUGUGGUGAUUUGCGAAGGACCUAGAGCGCCCUCUUUGUUCGAUACCCAAUCCAACAUAUUCUACACGCUGAGAAUUUGGACACCGAGAGUAAGACAACAGGUCAGGCCCUCUCUUUUCAAUGAACCACGCCAUAUCAUCCGAACAUUCAACCGAACCGAAAGCUUUUCUCCCGGGAGGUUUCCGAUAGAUAUUCCUUCAUUUUUCAAAAAUUUCGGAACGGGUGACACUCGACUGGAAACAUUGGCUGAUGAAGAAGAUAAAAUCUAUGAUUCGGGAGAUGAAUCAAUAAGCGUCGUUCAGCCUCCAACCCAGAGCACGACGACCGAAAAACCGCUCAACGCGGAAAUAACGUCCAACGCAUGCUACAAAGAUUUCACUUGUGGUCUGACUGCCAUCAAAGGACUGACGAACCUUGCCAUUGGAGGUAAAAAUUUGGAGAAAGGCCAACUGCCCUGGACGGUUCCGCUGUUCGAUCAGGAGGAUCACGACAAUCCGGUAUUUAUCUGCGGCAGUACGAUCAUCAACCGAAGAUUCCUGAUAACGGCUGCCCAUUGCGUGUAUGGUAUCCACGAUUUUCUUCCAGCCGAGAGGAUUCUUCCGGUUCCGGGAAUGUACAACAUCGAUAACUUUCUGGAGAAAGACGCGCAUUUGGUCCAGGUAGAGUUCGUAAUUCCACAUGGCAAUUACUUGCACGAUGAACCGCUUAACGAUGCCGAUGUUGCCCUGCUUAAGCUGAAGGAAGAACUUUGCCUUUCGGAACACAUAAUUCCCGUGUGCAUCUGGCGAGGAGAAGACGAUCUGGGUAAAAUCUUGAACCAGGAAUCAAUCGUAGCCGGAUGGGGUCUCACAGAGAGAGGUCAAACUAAGGUGCCGACCUUUAUCAGGAGCUACAUCGUCGAACGAAAGCAAUGCUACACCAAUCUGGAGCGAUCGUAUCCGUUCAAUGCGAAAAUCUUUUGCGCAGAUGGACGUGGAUCGGUUCCAUGCCGGGGCGAUUCGGGCAGUGGACUGGUGAUCAAGCAGGGCAACCAGUACUUCCUGAGAGGGGUGGUUUCGAAAGGCACCGUCGAUCGGAACACCUUGAAAUGUGAUCCGCAAAAGUAUGCCGUCUACACGGAUGUAGCACGCUUCCGGGCUUGGAUGAGGAAGAAAAUGCUAAACCAUCUGUAAGAAUGGAUCCAGGACAUUGGAACGAGCUUCAAAAGAACAUCUGCGGUCCUAGCGUAGAUAAACAGUGAUUUAGUGAACGACAUGAAUAAGAUUUUUCAAUAACUUAAAGACAAAAAAAAUCUCAAAAUGAAAACAUUUUUCAUACCGGAUCAUAGAGAUCUACAAUUACCGGAAAUUACCCAAAAUAAAUCUGUUAUAU
Molecule: messenger RNA, 1780 nt
Organism: Uranotaenia lowii
Lineage: Eukaryota; Metazoa; Arthropoda; Insecta; Diptera; Culicidae
Product: coagulation factor IX-like
Exons: 3
Coding region: 16-1581 (521 amino acids)
Biological process (GO): proteolysis
Molecular function (GO): serine-type endopeptidase activity
Source: RefSeq, a predicted model, not a curated record